Molecule: messenger RNA, 2602 nt
Organism: Lactuca virosa
Lineage: Eukaryota; Viridiplantae; Streptophyta; Magnoliopsida; Asterales; Asteraceae
Source: the annotation of a GenBank genome assembly
AUGACUUCUUUCAAGUUUCAGUGUUUACUUAAGCUUUGCUUGGUUCUUCUCUUGUGUUUCUUCAAUACCAUUAAUGCCACUGAAGUCUCUCAUGAUGGGCGAGCAAUUACCAUUGAUGGCCAACGUCGUAUCAUCAUUUCUGGUUCUAUUCACUACCCUCGUAGCACUGCUGAGAUGUGGCCUGAUUUGAUUAGAAAAGCGAAGGAAGGAGGUGUUGACGCUAUUGAAACUUAUGUUUUUUGGAAUGCUCAUGAGCCUCUUCCUCGUAAAUAUGAUUUUUCUGGUAAUUUGGAUCUUAUAAGGUUUAUUAAAACCAUUCAAAGUGAAGGACUUUAUGCUGUUCUUCGUAUUGGCCCAUAUGUUUGUGCUGAAUGGAAUUAUGGAGGCCUUCCUGUGUGGUUGCAUAACAUGCCUGGAAUUGAGCUUCGUACUGCAAAUACUGUCUUCAUGAAUGAGAUGCAAAAUUUUACGACAAAGAUUGUGAAUAUGGUUAAAGAAGAGAACCUCUUUGCUGCCCAGGGAGGACCCAUUAUUCUUGCUCAGAUUGAGAAUGAAUAUGGAAAUGUAAUUUCAUCAUAUGGAGCUGCGGGGAAAGCUUAUAUCGACUGGUGUGCGAAUAUGGCUAAUUCACUUGAUAUUGGAGUUCCUUGGAUUAUGUGUCAACAGCCAGAUGCUCCACAACCCAUGAUAAAUACUUGUAAUGGAUGGUAUUGUGAUAAUUUCACUCCAAAUAAUCCUAACAGCCCAAAGAUGUGGACUGAGAAUUGGACUGGAUGGUUUAAAAACUGGGGAGGUUUAGACCCGAAGAGAACAGCUGAAGAUGUUGCUUUUGCUGUUGCAAGGUUUUUUCAAAGUGGUGGCACUUUCCAAAACUACUAUAUGUACCAUGGUGGCACCAAUUUUGGUAGAACUGCCGGAGGUCCAUAUAUUACCACUUCGUAUGAUUAUGAUGCACCACUUGAUGAAUAUGGUAACUUAAAUCAACCAAAAUACGGGCAUUUGAAGGAGCUUCAUGAUGUUCUUCAUUCAAUGGAAAACAUUCUUACACAUGGAAAUAUUACAAACAUUAAUUUUGGCAAUUCAGUUUCGGGCACAAUAUAUGCGACAACAAAUGGACAAAGUUGCUUCUUUGUCAAUGCCAACACUACAACAGAUGCUGAUAUUGUUUACGAAGGAAACCACUACAAUAUCCCUGCUUGGUCCGUUAGCAUACUUCGUAACUGUAAACAAGAAAUUUACAACACUGCUAAGGUAAAUACUGAGAGUUGGGUCAUGAAAAAGCAAUGUAACGAAGCAGAAAGUGAACCCGAAGCAUUAAAAUGGGUAUGGAGGCCGGAGUUAAUUGACGAUUUAGCCCUUAGAGGCACUGGUAGAGUUAGUGCCAAGAAACUUAUUGAUCAGAAAGUUGCAAAUGAUGUUAGUGAUUACUUGUGGUACAUGACAAAUUUCUACCUUACUAAAAACGACCCCGUAUGGAGCGAUGAUAUGAGUCUGAUAGUCAACGCUACUGGUCAAGUUCUUCAUGUAUAUGUAAAUGGCGAGUAUCUUAGUGACCAAAGUGCUACAUAUGGUGUUUUUAAUUAUGUGUUUGAGAAGAAAAUCAAGUUGAACCCUGGUCCUAAUAAGAUCAUUCUACUCAGUGCCACAAUUGGGUUGCAGAAUUAUGGGCCAAAAUUCGAUUUGAUUCAAACAGGAGUCCCUGGUCCAGUCCAAAUUAUAGGAAAGAAAGGAGACGAGACGAUAAUCAAAGACUUAUCAACCAAAAAAUGGUAUUACAAAGUUGGAUUGGAUGGAUUUGACAACAAAUUCUUUUCUGGAAAUACAUCCGAAUGGCGAGUUGAUGAUCUUCCUAUUUCUCAAAAGAUGAUUUGGUACAAGACAACAUUCAAGGCUCCAUUAGGAAACGAACCUGUGUCAUUGGAUCUGGAAGGAUUAGGUAAAGGCGUCGCUUGGGUUAACGGAAACAACAUCGGAAGAUACUGGCCGAGUUACAUCGCUCAAGAAACCGGUUGCUCGAAUGAAGCUUGUGAUUAUCGUGGGCCAUAUAAUAACACUAAAUGCGUUACAAAUUGUGGUAAACCUACGCAAAAAUGGUACCAUGUUCCUCGAUCGUUUUUGGUGAAUGGUGAGAAUGAAUUGGUCCUUUUCGAAGAAUACGGAGGCAAUCCAAUGUCGGUGAAUUUCCAGACAGUUAGGGUUGGGAGGACAUGUGGUAAUGCGUAUGAGAACAAGACGAUGGAGAUUUCGUGCCAAAAUCGAUCGAUUUCUUCUAUUCGAUUUGCUUCGUUUGGUGAUGUGAAAGGAAGCUGUGGGUCGUUUAGGAAAGGAAGUUGUCAAGCGAAAAAUGACGUGAUCUCUGUAAUUCAGAAGGAAUGUGUUGGAAAAGAAGUAUGUUCGAUUGAAGCAAAUGAAGGAGUAUUUGGAUUAACGAAUUGCGAUCAUGGUGUUAGAAAGAGAUUAGUUGUGGAGGCAGUUUGUGCUUGAUUUUUUUAGUUUGUUAGGUUUUCUUAGGGUUUUAUGACUAUGUUUAUUUUUAGUUUGUUAGUUUUUUUAGGAUUUAAUGACUGUUUAUUUUGUACUGUGCAGAAGGAUUUGAUAUGUU